CAUCUCAUCCACACUACUACGCACACUAUCACCAGUCUUGACAGACAGUCUACAUACCUCGGCCUCCUAAAGACGCUGCUAUCCUCGUGCCCGAUUUCUUGAGGCAUAGAUCGGAUCACCAAACCGCGAUCAUGUCUCAGCCCACGUCACCCUCUAUACCCGCCUUCUAUCGCAUAUUCUUUACAUAUGUCGACCCCAUAAUCUGCGCCUGGGGUGCGACCAUGGACUUCUUCAUGCCUACCACUGUCCUUUCGUCGCAUAUUCCCUCUCCCACUCCGGACAUUGGUCAUGUUAUGAUCCUGAAGCAGCGCGGCGGCGGUAUGCUGAAUUUUGGCAUUAUAUCUGCUGUUCUACUACGUUACACACAGGAUAUGAACGUUUGGCGCAUUGUCCAGUUGUCUUGCUUCGUCGUCGAUUUGGCAUACUAUUGGGCGGUGUGGGAGGUUCUGGCUAAGCAGAAGAGACUAGACAUGGGGACAUGGAGGGCGGAAGAUUGGGGAAGUAUCGGAAUCACGGCAUUUGCAGGAUUGGUGAGGCUGGCGUUUCUGGCACGAGUGGGAUUUGGUGAAGCUAAGAACAAGGAGGGUAAGAAGAACUUGUAGACCUUGAGAAAUGAUUUCGUGUGCACGCUUGUGUGUGGUAUGAAUGUAAAGGUCCGAGUCUGUACGAGAUCCCAAUAUUCAUAUUCGUUUCGACCUCUUGUUCAUUACUUCAAGAAGGUUGAAAGAGAAGAGUCAUUAAGAUAAUUCUCUUGCUGCGCCCCUUAUUGACUCUCAUAUUACUCCAGAACCCAACGUUAUCCACUCGGCUAUGUCUUCACGAUCACGCGCUAUCGUUGGUUCAUGUUCCUGAAGCUCCUGUAGCUCAG
Alternaria alternata is the source of this 868-nucleotide messenger RNA. RefSeq lists its product as hypothetical. The record is from RefSeq and is a predicted model, not a curated record. The coding region runs from base 132 to 602 and encodes 156 amino acids. NCBI's taxonomy places the organism in Eukaryota, Fungi, Ascomycota, Dothideomycetes, Pleosporales, Pleosporaceae. The transcript has a single exon.